Mytilus trossulus (common blue mussel) is the source of this 8360-nucleotide messenger RNA. Its product is annotated as tripartite motif-containing protein 2-like. The record is from RefSeq and is a predicted model, not a curated record. Lineage: Eukaryota; Metazoa; Mollusca; Bivalvia; Mytilida; Mytilidae. Gene Ontology annotation, molecular function: zinc ion binding; ubiquitin protein ligase activity; protein binding. Gene Ontology annotation, biological process: proteasome-mediated ubiquitin-dependent protein catabolic process; protein polyubiquitination. The coding region runs from base 540 to 2573 and encodes 677 amino acids. The transcript is spliced from 8 exons.
AACAACUUAUCCUAAAAAUAGAAAAUCCUAUUUACUGGUUGGAGUAUUUCAAUGAAAAUGUUAUGGUUUUUGCAACUGCCUGAAGAUAUGUUUCAAUGACAAGGAAAUAAUUAAACCUGUACAAAGGGUCCAGCUAAAGUCAGUCUAUGGGACAAGUCUAGGUGUGAGAUUUUCUUGCUGUGCUGAAGACCCAUUGGUGGCACUCAACUGCAAUCUUAAUUGACUAGGAUUGUCAGUUUUCCUUUAGAAGGUUGGCUGCAAACCAGCACUACCAGUAGCUCACAACAAACUUGUCUCAGAAACUGGUAACAGUAUUAACUGACAGAUUCAUUGUAAAAGAUGCUAAGAAAUUGAUAUUGAUUGCUGAGAUAAGAGCCACUAGAACAGAUUGCAAUUAUUUGCUUGGUUACCAUGAAAGCAUUCUUGCAACCCAGAUGAUCAGGAUCAUCUUAACUCUUCCACUUAAGGCUUCCUAGCCCAACAAAUUAAUUUUCAGGAUCUUUUGGAGUUAAAAGUGAAAUUACUCAAGUGUACAAUCUAUGAUGUCAUCAACCCUCGUUGAGACUGUAUCCAUUAACUAUGAAGAUUUUAAUGACAGUUUCCUGACAUGUGGGACCUGUUUGUGUGUAUACGAUAACAUUGAACACUCGCCAAAACUACUACCAUGCUCUCAUACAGUUUGUCGUAGUUGUCUGGACAGAAUUGUUGAAUCUCAAAUACAUGACACAGGGUAUUUUCGUUGUCCAAUCUGCCGAGAACACAUAGGAAUUCCACGAUCUGGAGUAGCCACAUUUCCUCCAAGCUUUCUGGUCAAUCAGUUAUUAGAUCUCAUGUCGAGGCAAAGACGAGACGUUAUACCAAAGUGUUCAACUCAUAACAACCAAGAACUGCUCUUUUGUGAGACUUGUGAUUCCGUAUUUUGUACUUUAUGUGCUGGUGGUGAACAUAAUGGCCGGGGAGCAAGUGAACAUACUGUAAUUCCCUUUUCAAUUGCCAUUAAAAGAAUGUCAGAAAUAUUACUAUACAAAGCACAUUUAUGCAUAAAAAAUCUGAAUCAUGCUUAUGACACUGUUUCUAGUGAGAUGCAGAAUUUAGAAUCGUCGGUAGAGAAGACUGUCGAAGGUAUAAAUAGAUCAUUCCAAGAUCUCAUCGCAUUGGUUGAUAAAAGGAGACAUGAAUGCUUACAAUGGGUGAGAAAAAUACGGGAGGAAAAACGCAAGAACUUACGAGAACAAUUAGAUAUUAUUCAGGCUGAGAAAGAAAAAGUUCAGUCUGAAUGUGACGGGCUGCAAUAUCAAGUAGAAGUCAGAAACAUAACGAAGAAAAUUGGUGAUCUUAACGAGAAACUAGAUGCAACUUCGAAUCUUUCGGAACCUAGGGAAAACUCAUUCUUGAAAUAUGAGUAUCGACAUAACUCGGCACUGAAAGACAUGACAAAGUUAUUAAAUGAAUUCGGGAGGAUCAAAACCAGUACAACAUUCCCCGCUCUUUGCUCAGGGAAAAUUGGAGAGGCUGUGACACAUUUGAAAUCAUCUGUUACCCUUUUGACAGUUGAUUACCAUGGAAAUCCCCGUACAAGUGGGGCAGAUCCAGUAGGUGCAGAGGUCAGGUCAGACAAGGGAGAAAUCAUUGAAUCAAAAAUUCGUGACAAAGAUAAUGGAACAUACGAAAUACAAUAUGUACCCACCAAGCCUGGGAAAGUGAAAAUGUUCAUCAGUAUAUUUAACCGACCUGUUAAGGGAAGUCCUUUUGUAAUUGAUGUCUCUGAGCACAAUAAUCCAGUUAUGAAAUUUGGCUCCUUAGGGAAUGGAGAGGAGCAUUUACGACAGCCAGUUAGGGUCGUUACAAAUAAUGACAAUAACAUUGUGUAUGCUUUAGAUACUGGCAAUUGUAGGAUCAAAUGUCUUGACAAUACUGGUCAAUUUAAAAGUCAUAUAGGACCAUUAGGAUUAGAAAGUUCGGGAGGUACGGGUCUCGCUCUGACGCCAGAGAAAAACUUGGCUGUAAUAAAUUGGAGAACUAAAUAUGUAACUGUGAUGAAUCCUGAUGGAGAUCUUCUCUCCAAAUUUACACAUCAGGACUUUUUGGAACCGAUAGAUAUAGCCGUAAAUAGUCGAGGGGAGAUCAUCGUGGCUGAUAAUGGUGCAAACCGUGUAUUUAUGUUUGAUGCCAAUGGCAAACUUUUGACAACAUUUGGUGGGAAAGGAAGUAAAGAAGGACAAUUUAAACUUAUUUGUGCCAUAGUCAUAGGAAAAUGUGAUGAAAUCCUUGUUGCAGAUCACCGAGUUCAAAUAUUUAGCCGUGAUGGGAAAUUUUCCCGUGUGAUACCUGACCAGGGUAAAGGUCAGUUUUGUGGAUUAAAUGUGGAUUCUGGUGGAUUGAUUCUUGCUACAAAAACAGAGAAAACCCAGAGCUACGUUCAAGUGUUGAAUUCCAGUGGCAGACUUAUGUUUAACAUAGAUAGCCACCAUGACAAACUGAAGCGACCAAGUGGCCUGGCAACCACAACUGACCACCAUGUUUAUGUGGCUGACCUUGGCAAUCACUGUAUCAAAAAGUAUCGUUAUAAAUAAGAAUUCUACAAUUUACCAGACAGAAGACACAAAGAGAAGAGUAACAGACAUGACAGACAGACAGACAGUGGCCAAACCAGAACCAAUUUAAAUCAAAAUGACCCCAGUUCGCUGAUGACCAAUGUGCAAUGUUCAUUUUUCAUUGUAAAGCCAUACAUUUUUUUCACUUACCUACUUUAGCCAGUUGUAAAGCCAUGCAUUUUUUUCACUUACUUUGGCCAUAAGAUCAUAAAUAAUUAAUUUCACCUAGUUUUGUUAAAUUUUGUAUUAUGUAUGAUUUAACCAUUUAUUUAUUGAUCUUUGAAAAAUAUAGUUUGAUUACUUGAGUACGUGUGAGUCAAAACUCAAUUUGCCUGUGUGUUAGGAUGUUAAUUACCUUGUAAAUGUGAAAAUAGAUACAAACAGAAUCUUUAGUCAUUCUUUUGUUAUCAGUCUCAUGACUAUCAAUAUAACUUAUGUUACCCUUUCAAGAGGGAGUUGAGGGUUAUAGUUGUGUUAUUGUUCACCUAGCAGCGUGAUUUAACUGAUGUUGCCCUUUAAAGAGGAAGUUGAGGGUAAUAAUAAUGUUAUAUUACCCUUUAAAGAGGAUUUUAGUUAAGGGUAAUAAUAAUGUUAUUGUUCACCUAGCAGCAUGAAAUAACCGAUGUUGCCCUUUAAAGAGGAAGUUGAGGGUAAUAAUCAUGUUAUAUUACCCUUUAAAGAGGAUUUUAGUGGAGGGUAAUAAUCAUGUUAUUGUUCACCUAGCAGAAGAUGUUAAAUACUUCAUAUUAUUGUCUUUAUUAACACACUCAAGUAUAUUUUCUGUAAAUGAAAGUUUUUUUUUCAUUAUUGUUAAUGAUUUAAAAUGGUGCAGACAUUUAAAGUAUUUCUCAUUUUACAGUUUUAAAAUAGUUGAGAAACACAUUUAAUAAAUACCAAAAAAAUGUGUAUUUUACAAAAAUGUUUCAAAAAGAUUUCUUAUUUCAGAAUUUAUGUAUUUUGGGUAAUAUUUUCAAAAGUGUACACAAAAAUGUAUUCAUUGGUUAAAAUUUCUCCUUACUUUGGAAAAUAAUCCAAUGCAUCAAAUUAUUUGCAUUUUUGUGUAUGAACAGUCUUUUAGAUUCUGUAAUAGCAAAUUGAAUAUUUUUUUGGUGAAAAAGACACUUAGCUAAAAUAUUUGAAAUAAUUUCUAGGCAAGAAACACAGCCUCUUAUUGAAACAUUAAAACAGGAAAAAAGUUAAAACAAUUUUCAGGGUACAUAGAAAAAAUGUUUUGUAAUGUAUGACAUUUCUUCUUAUGAUAAAGAAGAUAGAAAAUAUAAUGUUAUAUAAAUCUUUAUCAGGACAGCAUGAUUAUAUUUUUAUCAGGAACUUAUGUGAUAAAUAGAAAAUAUUAUUUAACAAAAUAUUAGGGUUAUUCCAUUAAAAACGAAUGUGGUCGGAUAGGAGGUAUAUCUAUUGAUGCAUGCAAAAUUAAGAAAUAGAAGAAAGAAAUAUUGGUUGUGAUAAGAUUUUUGUUAACCCUUGGUACUACUAUGAGGGUGUUUGGGGACCUUUACUGUCUUGUGCAGUCAGCUAAGCUCCUUUUGUAGCCUCCCACCUCUGUUUUAAUGGAAUAGGCCUAAUUCAGUGUACAGUGUAUUUGCAACUAAAUGUAAUACUUUUUAUGUGAAAAAGAUUUUUCUAAUGUUCUAUUUUUCUUUUCUGUACAUCUUAUUGAUUGCAUUUUUAUCUUAUUGGCAUAAUUAUGUGUGCAUGUGACAAUCAGCAUUUAACAUCAUAUCUUGAAAAAAAUCAUGUGGCUUAAUAACAUACAAAGAGAGAUAACUCUUAUUGAAAAACUUGUCACCAGUAGUAUUAUUAUUCUACAGGAAAUUUUGUCAUAAAUAAAUAUUUCAAUUGUGCUUUUCUCAGUAUUGUGAUAGUAUUAAUAACCACUGUUCUUGUUUUUUCCAUAGAGGGUGGAUAUGAGAGUACAUGCUAAGAAUGAAAGAUUAAGUUUCAAUAAUUUUUUUUAAAGCAUUUGAAAAAAUUAAUCCCUGUACAUGAUUUUUGCUAGAGUUGUGUUUUUUGAAAGUUCAAACUUUUUGCAGUUGUGUAUUAUUAAUUUUUGUUCAAAUGAUUAAUUUAAUGGCAUUUAAAAUAUAGAUACAAAAUAAAGUCUUUAUGACAAAUUUACAAUCCUAAAAGUCUGUCUUUCUUCAAAUUUUUAUAUGAUAUGUAGGAAAUUUUCAGGAAAUUUUACUGGCCCAAAACAUUAUUACCUGUCUAAAACUCUAAACUGCAGACCAUAGCAGUUACUUGAAAAAACUUCAAAUAGUAUAUUGAACAAAUAGUUAUAAAAUUCAUAAUUUGGGUUAUUUUGAGUUUGAAUAUUUAAAAAAAAAACAAUUCUUGAAUACAGCAGUGCAAGAUUCAACAACUUUAUUCAAAGGGAGAUAACUUACAAAACAACUUUAUUCAAAGGGAGAUAACUUACAAAACAACUUUAUUCAAAGGGAGAUAACAUACAAAACAACUUUAUUCAAAGGGAGAUAACUUACAAAACAACUUUAUUCACAGGGAGAUAAAUAAUAAAAUAAUUUUCUUGUAAAGAUCUACACUGUUGUUUGGUCUCUCAAAGCAAGGUACUUUAUACAUGAUAUAUAAUCCUUGCUGAAAGGAAAAAAAUCUCAUAAUUGUUUAUAUGACAAAUACUGUUGUACAAGGAGAUUUUGUUCUUGUUAUCUUUAUUUAAAGUCAUCAUGACAAAAUUGCUUUUUCACAGGCAAACUGUAUUUUAUCUAUUGUACUAGAAUGUAUGGAAAGGAUUUUUGUUUUCAAACAUACAAAUAUGUAAUAUUGAUAGAAAAAAAGAGAAUUUACAAGAGUGAUAGCUCAAUGACUUUUUGUGACGCAAUAUUUUAUUAACAAUAGAAAAUUUAUGCAAUGUACUUAAAGAAUUAUAAGUUUAUGCAGAUUGUAUUUGUGUAUUAUAAUAUACUCUUGCACUGAGUGAGUGGAUACUUCAUAUCAUGAGUGUGUAGUUAUUUAUUUUCUAAGUAGCCAAGUCAAUAUUUCAUAACAAAGCAGACAUGGGUUAAAAUUGACAUGAUUAAUUAUGAAUUUCUUCAUUAUUGACAAGAAAAAUAUGUUUUUCAUUUUAAAACAUAUUUGUAAAUUUGCAUCAUGAAAAAAUCUUAAUCAAUUAUCUAAAAUCUUUCUCGACCAAUAGACUAUUUUCAUAUUACCGAUAUUUGCCUCCUGAUUCUAUAUUUUUCAACAAGUUACCUGCUCCUACCACAGAGAAGAUAUCCUGUAGAAAGAAUAUAAAUUCCACAGUCAAAAGUCAGUUAUUGGAAAAUUGUCUGUAAGCAAGAAAAAAAAAUCUAUACUCAAAACAUGUUGAUUUUUGAAGAAGCACAACAGUCUAUUUUUAGAAAGUUCUACCUUUAAUGUUUACUUGUCAUCUACUGAGAUAUAAAGACAAAUGAGGGUCUGAAUGGGGUUUACAGAAUAAUAACAUUGAAAGACUAAAGUGGACCAUGAGUACAGAAAAAGGGGGCCAAAAAUAUAAAAAAUAGAGUAAAUAGGCUAAAAUAAUUAGAGAAAAUUAGAAAAUGUCAUGAAAAAUAAAAGAAUGCAGUAAUGGAGUACCCUCAUCCAGACCCCAACAAAUGAAGAAACCCUAUCCAGACCCCCACAAAUGAGGUACUGAAAAAAAAGAAGGAUUGAUGAGCUACUGCUUAAACAUACUGUAACAAAUUCUGCAAAAAUAUGUAAAAGAUGCCAUAUAUAAAGAAAAUUUGAAUAUUUUCGUUACUUUCUAUUUUCGUAUCUAGCACUUUCAGUUUUGUUGCAACCAAGUAGCUUUAUUUCGCAUAAACAAAACUUUAGGACUGUGUCUCUGAUUUCUUCAAUUAUGGAAUUUAUAGAUCUAUUUUCUUUAGAAUGAAUUUAUAAAUCACAAGUUAUAUGCUAAAGUGUUUUAUACCAAGACGGAAAUCUUUUCACAAAAACCUUUAGUAUCUAUACUGAAAUGUUAAUGACUUACAUGUAUUUUUUUUCGUAGAAUUUUUGUGAAAUGAGUCACAGUAGAAAUGUAGAAACUUGUAGACAAGGUCAUGUUGAAUUUAUUUUCCUCUUUAUAAUGAAACAACAUAUAUUUAGUAUCUCUUUCCCUGAGAUUUAGAAUAAGAAUAAUUUUUCCAAUUUUCUUCCAAAUAUGGUGAUUGAUAAAGAUGCAGCCAAUAGUGGUUUUACCAAAGUUUAGCUAUCUCUCCUUUGAUAUUGUACUUCAGUUUUCUGAAUAUCUUUUAAAACGAAAAAGUUAUCUCCCAUUUGAUAUUGUACUUCAAUUGUCUGAAUAUCUUUUGAAAUGACAAAAUUAUCUCCCCUUUGAUAUUGUUCUUCAGUUUUCUGAAUAUCUUUUAAAACGAAAAAGUUAUCUCCCAUUUGAUAUUGUACUUCAAUUGUCUGAAUAUCUUUUGAAAUGACAAAAUUAUCUCCCCUUUGAUAUUGUACUUCAAUUGUCUGAAUAUCUUUUGAAAUGACAAAAUUAUCUCCCCUUUGAUAUUGUACUUCAAUUUUCUGAAUAUCUUUUGAAAUGACAAAAUUAUCUCCCCUUUGAUAUUGUACUUCAAUUUUCUGAAUAUCUUUUGAAAUGACAAAAUUAUCUCCCCUUUGAUAUCCUACUUCAGUUGCCUUAAUAUCUUGACAAAGUUAUAGGUAUUUUAAUAUGAUGACCUAACAGUUUCUUUUCCUGAUUUAGACUUUUGUGUAACCUUUCUUUAAUCAUGACUUUAUUCUAGACUGUUUAUUUACAGAUAUGAACAUUUUUGUUCCAUGUCUGACUUUUGUUAUGAAGUAGUAUUUGAUAGUAACGUUUCAGUUAAUGGAAAUCUUAUUUUUAAUCUGGUUUUGAUAAAAUCUUAUUCAACGAUCAUGGUUAAAUUUUAACAAUAUUCUUAUAUAUGAAUAUAAAACUUGAUAGACCUUAUUGCUAUUUUCCCUCAGUAGCUGGACAUCAAAAAGAUUAUAAUAAAAUUUGGAUGCCACAAUAGAAAAUUGAUUGGCAAUGGUUCAUGUGUUGCAAAUUCCCGAGUCAAGUUUUGCAUUUUCCCAUAUAGCAAUAAUGUCUAUUUAUGGAUCACAACUCCAAAAUCUUUGAAUUAUUAUGAAGAAAAUUUCUUUGUAGAUAUAAAAUGAUGCAAAUGCAUUUAUAGUCAUUUAAUUUAAAGCAAGGAAAUAUGUAUCUGCUAAAUUGUACUUUGUUUUUUACAGACAUUAUGACCAGACAAUUGUGAUUUCUAAGCUCCUUAUCCCUAUUGCCCCAAUGUCCAUUUCUUUUUCAACUGAAUUUUAUGUAAAGAAAAAUUAUGAAAUUUCAUUCGGAGAUUGCUCUUUUUCAUAGACAAUUAAAACUUUCUGAAUGUUUUAUAUUUAAAAUUAUUUCAAGUGGAUUCAUAUAUUUUGGCGUGUACCAAUUUUCAUGGAUUAGUCUUAAGAUAAUACUGUACUUUUAUGGAUAUCAAAUCUAAAAUUUAUUAAAGUCUGCAAACAUGCAUAUAGAAAAUUUGAAAUUUGAAUAUUAAAAUUUGGGGUCGCUGAAAUCCACGAAAAAUUAAUAUCCCAUUUAAAUAAUGAAUGCAAAGUAAAAGAUAUUGUAAGAACUAGAAAAUUGUUUUGAUGUGGCCUUAGAAAAUUCUGUUAAUAAAUAGUCUGUAUUUCCAAUAAUUAACACUGGUACACUAGCUUUUACAUUCUCUGAUAGCAUCUUUUUGUUUUGUGAAUUUUUGAUAUAUUAUCAACAUUAAAAUUCAAUCAAGA